Messenger RNA from Copidosoma floridanum, 1234 nucleotides. RefSeq names its product pancreatic triacylglycerol lipase-like. Gene Ontology annotation, biological process: lipid catabolic process. Gene Ontology annotation, molecular function: lipase activity; serine hydrolase activity. NCBI's taxonomy places the organism in Eukaryota, Metazoa, Arthropoda, Insecta, Hymenoptera, Encyrtidae. The record is from RefSeq and is a predicted model, not a curated record.
GUUUUCGGUGCAUCUUUUUGUUUUUCCCCCCCUUAUACCGGCUUACAAAGGGAAAAGAAAAAUUACAAGCCACCAUGACCCUGGGCCCGCUGUUGAUCGUAAGCGCGCUCUUGACCAGCUCGAGCGUGGCCUGGGAAAGCGGACUGAAGGAGAAAUACGACGACUACGGGGAGUACUGGAUUUUCAUGCCGGACGGCAAGGGCCAGCCCCAGGUCGCUGUGCUCAAGGGGGAGGAUCCCGAGGAAUCCCGCAGCAUACUCGAACAACCCAUCAGCUUUAUUUUGUACACACGAUCUAAUCCAACGGAAGGCUCGUCGCUCUUCGUCAACGAUACCGACUCGUUGACGAGCUCGAAUUUUUCGGCUUCGCGACCCACCAAGUUCAUCACUCACGGCUGGAAGUCCAGUGCCUUCAGCGCGAGCAUAGUGAACAUGAAGCAAGAGUACUUGGCACGCGGGGAUUACAACGUGUUUGUCGUUAAUUGGGAGCCCCUGGCGGCGAGCACGUUCUACCUGGGCCCGAUGCGCAACACCGGCAAAGUGGGAGCCAAGGCCGCGGAGUUCAUAGAUUUUCUCGCACGGCAGACCGGCAUGGACACCAAUAGGGUACACUUUAUCGGCCACUCGUUGGGAGCGCACGUGGCGGGCAAUACAGGCGAGCACGUAACGUCGGGCAAGCUGGGCCGAGUAACAGGGCUGGACCCAGCUCUGCCGGGCUUCCAUCUGUUGGCCAUGGACAAGGGCCGCCUCGAUCCGACCGACGCUCAGUUCGUCGACAUCAUCCACUCGUGCGGUGGCGUCCUCGGAUUCCUCAAGCCGCUCGGACACGUGGACUUUUAUCCGAACGCCGGCGUCGCAGUGCAGCCCGGCUGCUGUUGUAUGCCAGAGCUCAUCGAUGCUUGCAGUCACGGCAGAUCUUAUCAGUACUUCACGGAAAGCAUCAACUCGAACGUGGGCUUGCGAGCCAAGCAAUGCGAGAACUGGGACAAGUAUAUGGCCGGCGACUGCGACAACGAGAAAAUCAUACUGCUGGGCGAGCAUGUCGACAAAUCGGCUCGCGGCUCGUAUUUCUUGAGAACACGAUCCGAGUCUCCGUACGCUUACGUCAAGGAUAUCACAGAUAACUACGUUUAGAAGAAGAGUAUGAAAAAUCACAUGAUAUCGUGUAUACUAUACAAAUUUGUUAUUUAUUACUUUCUAUAGUCUCUAAAAUUUUUCUUUUUUUUCCUCGUAUC